AGUCUGCAGUGGUUUUUGCUUUACAGUCAUUUGGCAUUUUUAGCCACUUAUUAUCUUUAUACAUGAAGAUUUUUCCACCCAGAAAAUAUGAACCCAUAAAAUAUGAUCGUUUUAUAGUAUAGUAGUCGACUAAUCAAUUAGUCAUUUUAGAAAACUGAUUGGCAUUUGUUUCAAUGAUUUUUCAUGAGAUAACAUUUCGUUGCUCCAGCUUACACAUGUGAGGAAGUGUUCCCUCUUAGUUUUUAAAUUGAUGUCGCUUUUAAAUCUGGGUGAUCGUUUCCAAAUAUCAGUUUAAAGUAAGCUCCACCUCAACCAACUACAACAGUAAAAUACUGCUUUAACAUUCAUUAAGGAGUAAUGAUAAUCCAAUAACAUAAUAUGUAGCAGUAUCAUACCUAAGUAACAUUUUCAAUUAAAUGAUUUAUCUUGUAAUAGAGUAUUUCUUUUAGUAUUUUGGUAAAAUUAACAAUAACUAUAACAUUUCUGUGCAGAAAUUUAGUUUCAUUAUCUUGGUAUAAGUGCCUUCAAUUAAAGGAUCUGAAUACAGUACUAGUUCCAGCACUAUUAUCAACACCACAUAAUAAGCUAUAUUAGGUAUUUUGUGUCAUGUUACACAUUUGUAGAGAUUCAAUUAAAACAGCAGGGAUGGAAUUAAUAGUCACAACUUUAAGUAACUGUAAGUAAAACACAGCAUAGAAAUAUUACUCUAUAAGUAAGUCAAACAGUCACACAUAUAAUUUACUGUGGUAAAACUAUUGAUGCUUUCAUGUAUAAGGUUUACUUGAAUGUUGUUGCUAGUAAGAUGAGGCCUCGGGAGAAAAAGGCAGUGCAUAAGGAUUUAUUUGUUGAUUUUAUGCUGUUUAAAUAACGUGAAAAUCUAGAUGAAAUAUAAGUAAAAUGAAUCUGCAAAGUAGAAACUAGUAUUUGCAAGUAUAAAGUAGCACAAGGUGGAAUUACUCAAAUAAAUUUGAGGUGUCUCAGACUUCAGUAAUUAAGUAAAUGCUGGUAAAUGCAGUUAAUUAUUUCCCACCAUUUUAACCAGAUACAAACAACCUGUGUUUCUUGUUAAUUAGUCGUAGCUGCUGGCUUUGCAGCUAUUUUGCUUUUUAGAGUUACUAUCACAAAUCCUCACGUAUCAGAAAUGAAACCAGCCUGGUGUAAAGAGUUUUCCCCGCUCCGCGAUCUGACUUGAACGCAGCACAUGACCACAUCGACGAGGGGGAGGGGAGGCUGCAGCGGCGCUCUGAACUACGUUACCCACAAUUCCGUCCGCGCGUCAACAGCAACAGCUAGGAUGUUGCGAUAUCGCUGGCAGCCAAAGACUGCUGUGGUUGCAGAGAUUAGGCUGCUGGGUUGAGACCUCUGUCUCAUGUUUUGAUAGAUGUCAAAUCGUGGGUUUUUGUCGUUUUUGUGACACAGCCGCGACAGACGGAGGCUCUGUUCCGCUGUCGACCCUGCGUCUGUUUGUGUUGACGAGAGGCUUCACCGCGCUAAUGCGUUAGCUUACUAAAAAAAAAAAAAAAUCAUAGUUGUAUCGUUAUUGGAAGCAAUUAAACAGCUAGACGGGCAGCUAUGUGCCACCAUACGGCUCGCCUCGCUUGACUGAGGAUGGAAACAUUUUUUCGGGUAACGCUAUCAGACAAGUUACACGUCGGAUACAUCGCACGCGGAGACAUUAUCUUCAGAGGAUAACCUGGAUAACCUUACACGAAAUGUCAUAGCGCGUAAGUAGCUAGCACUUAGCUAGCUUGGUAAUGGCUGGACGAGAUGGAGAAGGACCUAAUGUUAUCAGCAGCAGCAGCCGCAGCAGCAGCAGCCGACCAUGAACAGCUGGAUGGAUAGCUAAAGAAAGACUUUCUCCGGAGAUGCUUUAGCCUCCUGGGUGGUGUAAUUCACUUACAUAACGGCUAGUCGCAACCGCUCUAGCUAUCACCAACUGGCUUGUGUUGGUGAGCAAAUGGGAAAUUUGCCACCAGGAAUCUGGGUUGUCUCCACAUCAGCAUCGUGAGUGACAGAACCACCACUGCACGUCUUGAGGCUACAAAUAGACUCGAAAGCUCGAGGCGGUCGUUUUGGUUAAAAAUCUCGACCUGCGUUAUCUACUUGUGCAAUAAUUUCAGCCUGCAGGGAAGGCAGGCAGCUCGUCUGUGACUGAAGACACACGCAGACAUAAAAUAAUAACCCUCCUCUUGACGCCUCGACAACAUGAGGAAGUUCUUUGAUUCUCGUCGGGAGUUGGUGAGCUCCGGGCCUGGUUCUGGAGGAGGAGGUGGCAGCUCUGGGUCCAGUCAUGCAGGCGGAAAUUUCAUUGGCAGAGCCUUCACUGUCGGGCGGCACCAAGUCACUGUUGAGGAGAUCAUCGCUGAAGGUGGGUUUGCAAUCGUGUUCCUCGUGAAAACAAAUCAGGGGGUGCGCUGCGCCCUGAAGAGGAUGUAUGUCAACAACGAGCAUGAUCUGCAGGUGUGCAAAUGCGAGAUUCAAAUAAUGAAAGACCUUGUCGGUCACAAGAAUAUCGUUGGUUAUCUGGACUCCAGUAUUACGGCUAUGGGAUCAAGGGAUGUAUGGGAGGUUCUCAUUCUUAUGGACUACUGCAAGGGGGGGCAGGUGGUCAACUUGAUGAACCAGAGGCUGCAGACCGGCUUCACCGAGGCUGAGGUGCUGCAGAUCUUCUGUGACACCUGUGAUGCCGUUUCUCGCCUGCACCAGCGCAAAUCACCCAUCAUCCACAGAGACCUAAAGGUGGAGAACAUCCUCCUGCAUGACAAGGGUCAUUAUGUGCUGUGUGACUUUGGCAGCGCCACCAACAAGUUCCAGAGCCCCCAGACUGAGGGAGUGGCCACCGUGGAGGAAGAGAUUAAAAAAUACACAACUUUAUCAUAUCGUGCCCCUGAGAUGGUGAACCUCUACAACAACAAGAUUAUCACCACAAAAGCAGAUGUCUGGGCACUGGGCUGUUUGCUGUACAAGUUGUGCUUCUUCACUCUGCCCUUUGGUGAAAGCCAGGUGGCCAUCUGUGAUGGCAGUUUCACCAUUCCAGAUAACUCCCGCUACUCUUAUGAUCUUCACUGCCUCAUUCGGUACAUGCUGGAGCCAGACCCAGACAAAAGACCAGAUAUCUACCAGGUGUCCUACUUUGCUUUCAAACUAGCUCAGCGGACCUGCCCUGUUCAGAAUGUGAAGAAUUCUCCAAUUCCAACUAAACUUCCUGAACCAGUCAAAGCAAGUGAGGCUGCUGCAGCAAAGAAGAGCCAGACUAAGCCCAGACUGACAGAUCCAAUUCCCACCACUGAAACCUCCAUCACCCCUCGCCAGAGGCCCAAAGCAGCCCAUACCCAGCCUGCGGCUGGCAUCUUACCCAUCCAGCCUGCUGCUCUCACCCCUCGCAAGCGAGCUAAUCUCCCUGGUGGUGCAGCUCAGCCUGUGGGAGUCAGCCUGGACCUCUCUCAGCCAGCUGCAGCUCUGCAGUCACAGAAGGCACAGACUUCAGUUCUGCCACUCAUCCAGUCACAAAACAAUCCAAGUCAGGCUGCAGCUCAACAGAAGCAGCCAGUGCAGCCAGCCUCAGCUGCCGGAGCAGAGACAGCGGCAGCAGCAGCUGCAAUCGUGUCACCAGUGACGAAGGCUGACGUCCAAGCACAAGCACAGCCAAUAGUUCAGCAACAGACCACGCCUUCUACUGCGGUCGCCGCAGCUUCCCAACCGACAGCCCAGACUCCUUCGAGUCCGGCCCCUCCUCAGCGUCCAGCUCGACGCAGGCAGGCCAGCCAGGCCCAGCAGCCAGCAGCUCAGUCUUCACCCAGCAAAGCGACUGCUAGUCAGCAGCAGAUAACUCAGCCAUCAGCUGCCCAAGCUCAGCCCACCUCCAGCGAGAUCAGCCAAAAAGCAGUUGAGACGACUCCACCUGCUUCUCCAAAGACAACUGAAGAGCGAGGCCACCAACGCACACCGAGCGACGCCGCAGCGAGCACUGUUGCUGGAGUCCCAGUGAGUGACACUUCACAGCAGCCACAAGGAGCUAAUGGAGACGCUGCUCUCAACCAAUCACUUCUAUCUCAAACUAGCACCACCCAGCCUGUUCAGCCCAGUGCUGGUGAUGCAGGGCAGGACCAAAGCAAAGCUGGAGCCACCGUUCCUGUGUCUGGCAGUGCCUCCAACACCCCCACACAGCCGGCAUGGAAUCCUUUUGAUGAUGACAACUUCUCUAACCUCGGCGCUGAGGAAUUCAAAGCUGAGGAGAAAAAACCUGCUGACGCACCUUCAGAACUCGAGCCAACAUCCUCUGAGGAGUUGAUACCAGGCCUGCUGGACUCAACUGUGGAUAUUCCACCCCAAGAAACCGUUGAAAGACCAUCAGCCAUCGUUGAUGUGGAUUCAGGAGCCUCACUGUUGGUUGUCCCUGAUCCUUUUGGAAUCGAUGCACCGGAGAAGCUGAUCGAAGGACUCAAAUCUCCAGACACGUCUUCGCUCAUGCUUCCUGAUCUCUUGUCAUUGUCUGAUCCCUUUGGUGGCUCUGUGGAAGAGUCUGCAAAAGACCCUCUCACUGCAGAUGAUUCUCUCCUGGGCUGCUCUCUUAUCUCCGGUCCGUCCGCUCCUCCAGCAGCUGGCAGUGCCACCUCCUCGGUCUCGUCUGCUCCCAACUCCGCUGCCUCCGCUUUGGAUGAGUUCAGCCUCUUGUCUGGAGACUCCGCACAGCCUAAAGCAGACUCAUCUCUCCUGAUCUCAGACUUUGAGCCCCAACAAGCCAGUGCAGAGGCCGGCGAAGAGGACGAUUUCGAUCCAAUUCCAGUCACAGGCCGAAAGAACUCCCAAGACCUGCAGAGGGAGCUCAACAGCAAUGUGCUGCUGGCCGCUCAGACUGCAGCUUCUGAGGAGAAUAAGAGGCAGAGGAUCCAGCAGCGUACUGCUGCAUGUGUCCAAAAUAAUCACAUGUUGGCAUCAGACGAGAGAAGCGUACAACACACUACUGCACCAGCUAUGUCCACUAUCCUGCAUUGUAUACCCGGCAACCAGUUCCAGCCCCUUGACAGCCCGGUCACCCCUGAUGUCUUCCAGCUGGCCCCUUUUAAAACGCCAGCAAAAGAAAGUCGGAUGGCACUCAGCAGCUCCUCCGCCUGUGCGCCUCACAGACCUGCUGAGGCGUCCGAUGUUUUCCUCCAGGCACCGUUUGGAAAGAGGCAGGAAACCACCAAAGCUGUUUCUAGUAACACUCACAUGCUUAAGUCUGCUGCACACCAGAUCCGGCCCAUCAAACAGUGUCACCUGGUCCCAGUAUCAUCUCCUCCUGCUCCUCAGUCUCUCAGUGCUCGUGCCCCCCAUGUGCACACGGAGGCGCCUCUGCUCCAGCAGCCAGUGGCGGUGCACCGCGUCGUCUCCAGGAUCGGUCAGCAGGCCGCCGUUGGUUCGGUCGCUGUGGGGCCUCUGCACGCCUGGACCAUCGGGGGACGGGCACUGGAAGACCCGUUCACUGCCGCACCUUUUCAUCCGAGAUGCUCUCAGGGGAAACCUUGAUUUAAAAAAAAAAAACUAAAACGUUAGAGGUCUUUCAGCCAAAGUACAGUUGAGUCGCAGUGUUACGCAAAUUCCUUGUGUAGUUAUACUUUUGUCAUUAUUGCCACAGUAUUAAGACAAGUAAAUUAUCCUUUAACCAACUAUGUACUUGUUGAAGUUCUACCUCAGUCAUGUGAGUGCAUCGUUUCAGCACUUUAGUCUGAACUAAGACUGAGUUCUUAAAAUGGACCUGAAGGAUCGAUCCUCGACUGAAGAUAUCAUGAAGGGUUCUGAAGAGCCCAAUCUGUAUUUUGUUUUUAUGUAUGAAUAACAGUUUUAUUCAAAUCAUGAUAAAAGUACGGUAGUAGUGUCUCUCAAUUUAUCAAAAUCGAAAGUGGGUCUGUUUGACUCAGACCUUUACAAACAUUAGUUUUUCUAUAAAUAUUUAACACUAUAACUAGAGAUAGGUUUCAUAGUCAGUAAGUCAGUUGAGCAGUGGUGGCAGGUUCUGUUUUAAAGGUAUAUAAGGCAGGAUUUUUCUAAAAGAGCGUAAAAAUGCUCCCACUUAAGCACUUACAAUCGACUAGAAGUGUGUGGCCAGUCUGUUUCUUUAGAGACCCCGCCCUCUGGCUGUAUUUUAUUUAUUUUUUUCAUUAUUAUUUAGCCGCGUCCGUGAUGUUUCCGGGUGUCAGCAAUCCUGUAGAUGGAUGAUGGUGAUGAUUGAGUCUCAUUUCAGGUUCUUCAAAUCACAGAUGAUUUUGGUUGAUGGCUCGCCACUCCGGAGCAACCAACUUUGUAUGGUGUGUUUACAAACAGCAACCGGAAAAAUCCUGCACCGCACACGUUUAAAUCUCUGUAGCCGUUUACCCUUUCGUAUACAUUUACUGUAGAUUACAGAUUGUGCCUUGGUGUCAAUGCAGGCCUCAGCGUCAGCGCUGCAGAAGAUACCAAACAUUUUGCUGCAAGCCAAAGAAACCUUUGGAAAUGAAGUGCAAUGGUGUGAAACAUGUUUCCACACAGUUGAAUGAAAGGACAGAACAUUUGUUUUUGGGGUUUUUUUUUACUUUCACAUUAAAAACAUUUUAGAAGUAUUUUCAGAAAAGAGAUGCGAGUUACCCAAAAGGGCAGGUCACUACAGACCUUUAUACUGGAACCUGUAUCACAGGAUUUCAAGCUCAAUUUAUUGUCUUGAUGCUUAAUAACUGUUCGCAGGUUGCUGCUGCAACUUUCCCACAAACUGCAACAUUAUAGUUCUCUUGAAGGAUUUUUAUGAUGUGAUAAUAUCUGUCUUCGGCCUUGGUGUUUUAAGUGAUGCAUAUCAUGUGUGUGUGUGUAUUGGAUUCAGUCCAAAUGCAUUCUCAAGAAGAUGUGUUAACAGAAAAGUGAUAAGAUUUUAAAUAAUGCUUCUGAUUUUGCUUCGGCACUUAUUGACCUAUUGGAAACCAUGCUGCCUUUGCUAGCAGUAUUUUUAUGUUUCUAUAUCAUCUGGCAAUUAAUACUGGAUAUUAGGAAUGGUUGUUAGUGAAGAUAAAUCAUUGAACUGUAUUUUAUUAAAGGUUUGUAAACAUAA
Molecule: messenger RNA, 7057 nt
Organism: Acanthopagrus latus (yellowfin seabream)
Lineage: Eukaryota; Metazoa; Chordata; Actinopteri; Spariformes; Sparidae
Product: AP2-associated protein kinase 1-like
Exons: 20
Coding region: 2206-5508 (1100 amino acids)
Biological process (GO): protein phosphorylation
Molecular function (GO): protein kinase activity; ATP binding
Source: RefSeq, a predicted model, not a curated record